AUGUCACGUAUUGCUUCUAGUCUUUAUGAAGAACAUUUCCAGGACCUUGAUCCUCAGAAUGAAGGGGCCCUUGAACCAUCCUUGAACGUGAUCAAGUUUAAGAACAAUCUUGUAACACCGGUGACGGGGAACCACAGGACUCCUGACGAAUGGCGUAACAUCUUUGCAAAAGGCGCCUUCUUCGAGGGGAAUGACGUUAAGCUGGGGUAUUUGCUCGCAUUGGUGUACGAGGACCCUGAGGCCUCUAAGAUCAGCACUGUUUUGUUUACAUCGCUUGGUGAGCUAUGUAUGAACUCUUUGACUCUGGACACCAGAUCGAGGUUCUACGUCGCAUGUGAGAACUUAACCAAGGACUAUAAAGAAUCGAACGUUAGAAGGGCUCUGGCAAUCUUGCUGCUGAGAGCGUAUUCCGUAUAUGGCCAUGUUGAUCUAUCGUCAAUUAAAACCAACAGCCCAGCUGUAAGCCAACGCGACUGGGAUGAGACGAUGGCAGGUGAGGUCGCAUCAAAUAUGACACUGGUGUCAUCAAAGACACCUUUGGAACUCGGCGAGGAGUUGCUAUCAUCUGGUUUCUUACAACCACAUUUCAUCGACUCAACGCGACUUGAUGUGGUCUACCAGAAUUCACCCGAAGUCAUAGAGUCUAAUAACAAAAUGGUCUUUCUGUUAGGGAAACAACUCGAACAGUUGUUUGAUCCUCUGACGGAGUAUUCUCCUGAAUUGACCAGAUCAGUGUAUACUCCUCCAGAUCUUGCACCAAGAGAGGAUACAGAUCUCGUAAAGAGCAUAUGCCAUGAAUUGUUUGAUUUUCAAGAGAACAUAACGACAGAACUCGUUCAGUUUUUGAAAGAAGUUGUCAUCCCAAUGAGAAUCAAAGUGCUGAAUGGUGAUAUAGCGGGUGUUUCAGCAGCAAAGCUUAAUCAAGUUUUCCCUCCUACGCUAGAUGAAGUCACAAGGGUAAAUUGUAUGUUCUUAGAGACUUUGAAGGUUGCUAUACCUUACGGAAGCUUUGAAACGCUGAAAGCAUGUGCGAUAACUAUCCCUUACUUCUACAAAGCAUAUAUGAGGCAUGAAGCUGCUAUGAAAAGCUUCUCGCAACAAUUCAAUGACUUCAUGGAGCUUUACAGUGAGGAACUUCCUCCUGAUUAUCCAAGAAGUAAAGUUGAAUCUGUUGUAAAGGCGUUGCCGAAUUUGACAAAAAUUAAGCAAACACUGGACAGAAUCUACAGUUGUGGUAAUUGGAAAUACAAUGAGAUGGAAGAUGUUAAGAAAUUCGCAGAAGGUGUUGCGACAACUGUGGAAUCUUUUGGUAGGGAGGAUCCAAAGCCCUACAACAGAAGAGUCUUUACACCAACUGGUAAAAUCUUGACAGAGAUUUGUGAAGGAUGGCCCUCAAUAUUGGCAUAUGGAUGGCUCAACAGAAAAGUGAUAUCGGUCGCUGACUCCAUCUAUGGUGAAAAACAAGGCGUAAUAAUUUUGUUCAACGAUUAUAUCAUUUUCACCGAAAUUGAGCGUUUUGAUGGUGAUGAAGAGGACGUCAGGUACUCACCAAAUAUCUCAGAUAUACUGAUGAACUCCUUGACUAACGAGAAACCGAUAAAAAAGAUACCAAAUUUAAAGGUUUUAACUUGGACAAGUCUGAAUAAUGUUGAGGUAUCAUAUUUUAACAAUAGUCAUCUCGAUUUUCUCUUUAAAGAUGAUCCAGAGGUUACAAUAAACACAGAAGUCAAAGAACCAUCAAAGUUUAUCAAUCUGUUGAACAAGGCUCAAAUAUUGGGUAAAUCCACUCCAUUCCAUUUGUUUAAGAACGAGAGAUUUGGACUUACUUUAUAUGCAACUGCUCAUGAGAAAUUAUUGUAUGAUCGUGAACAAAGCCGCUCAAAUAUUUCUCUGUUUUUAAACUUUGAUCCUGAUGUGGAAAUACUGAAGAAGUACAACCUAUUUGCAGGUAUCUUUGCUGAGUUUAAGAACAAUAUGGUUCAGUUAACAAGGCUCACACAGGAGGGUGAGAAGUUUACCAAUUUGGUGAGCGCGUCUGAAUUAUCGGCAUUUAUCUCAGAGGAGGUGUGUGCGUUGGAGAAUAAAAGAAGAACAUACCAAAACGCUUCUCUUUUCUCAGUUAUGGCAUCCAACAAUGUUGCAAAAUUGAAAUAUUGCACAACAGUCAAGAAUCCACCAACGCAUGUGGAGUCGACACCAGUUCGUAAAGUUUCUGAUAUAUCUAUGGCUUGCAGUGUAGACGCCAGGAGAUUGUCAUCUCUUUCAUCAUCGGAUGUCAACAAGCCAUUACCAAGAAUUAACCGUGAUGUCACACCGACAAGUCAAUUGAGAAAUGACCCUCCUAAGAAGCAGAAUAGGGUGACACCAACAAUGCAAACGAAAAAUGAAUCUCAAAGGAAACAGAGUAAGAUCAAGAACAGGCUUUCCCAGAUCUUUGGCUUCUCCAAGAAGAAGAACCACAACGCUGGACGAACACAGACCCGACAACAACAAAAGUCAUUAAAGCAUAACAUGCAGAGACCUAUAUCAACACCACAACCUGUCACAACCCAACAAGAAUCUGACUUAAUGGGGACUAAAAAGUUUGUUGUUAAGAAACACGUUUCAAAUCCACCAACUGUUGUGAGAGAUUUUCUUGAUGAGGACACAACACCCGAAGUCGAAACCUUUGAUGAUUGCAAAACGUUUGAAUCUUCAAUGUCUGCUAUAUUUGACGAUGGAGAUGGUGAUUAUGUUGGGCGCAAUGUAGAUGUUAACAUCAAGGCUUUAACAGGCUUCAAUUGGACCAUUACAAGAGAGAAUUCUUCUGUGAAUUGCAAUUUGGAUAAGCAGUGGCAAUUGUCAAAUUCCCCAAGAGAACCUUCUGUUCCUCGGGUUGUCAAGUCUGAACCACUCUUUGGUCCUCGUCAAUUUUCUGGCCAAAGUAAAACUAGUGUCACUUUAUCAAAUGAAGAGUUGGAAGUUUCUGAUUCUGAAACUAACCCUGAUGAUAUACCCCCUGUGGACUCAGAAUCGCAUUACUCAACGCAUCACACAUCUGAUGCGGAACCUGCUCGAAAGAUAUCUCUUCGCUCUUCUUCAACGUUAGCUGUGAAAAAAGUCAGAGCUGUCUCAAACGAUCAGAUUAGUUUCAGAGAUCAAUCGGUAAGGAACGUUUCCACACCAAGUGCAGAAGCUAUAGCGACGUUCCUAAGUUCUAUGGAUAACAUUGAUAUGGAUGAAUCCUUCACUUCCACUUAUAGGGAGGAUAAUUUACAUCUGAUAAGAAUUGGUGUGGAAGCAGAAGAUGAAUCAGGGAUGAAUGAUAUAGAGACCUUCACCACUCCAAAGAUUUCAGAAGUGGAAGGCUUUGAUCAGGAAGAUCAACAUGAUCAAUCUACACUUGAAAUGGACGUCGACACACAUACACCGAACCAAGAAGUUCAAGAUGAGGAUGUUCAAUUGGGUUACGCUAACAUCAAGAAAGAGGAGAUCAACUCAAGCACUGAAAGUUUCAGAUCCUGUAUGAGUAAUGUCAAAAUGGAAAAUGGAGAAUUGGUCACGGUGCCAAAGGGCGAGGAACACGAUGACAUUGACCUUAUGGUGUCUCGUGAUGAAUCUUUCAAAUAUUUGGCUGGUAUAUUGGACUAUUCUGUUGAGCCGGUAAUAAAGAAGUCAGAGACUUUCCAAUCCUUCACAAGGUCAUACUCUUCGUACAAGUACCUCUCAGUGUUCAUCGAUUCUGAGGCAAGCGUUUCUAGCGAUCUCUACAAGUUCUUGCAAGAAAGUUGA
This is a messenger RNA of Williopsis jadinii, 3771 nucleotides long. RefSeq names its product Bud3p (gene BUD3). NCBI's taxonomy places the organism in Eukaryota, Fungi, Ascomycota, Saccharomycetes, Phaffomycetales, Wickerhamomycetaceae. The coding region runs from base 1 to 3771 and encodes 1256 amino acids. The record is from RefSeq and is a predicted model, not a curated record. The transcript has a single exon.